GUAACUUUACGUAACGUUACGUCCCAGCGUCCGUGCGGCGGAGAGGCUGUUGACAGCGGUGGAGAGGACGCUGCAUGGGAGCAGGCCGGAGUGGGUAAACAAAACACACAUGAGCGCAAGGAGCGACGGCAGCCCGGACAUCUGAGCUAAUUUCAUAUCUCGACGAUGCGCGUCGUGGUCCUGGGGCGUUAGAAGCCCGUUGACGCAGAGAGGCGCUAGCAAAGAGAGGGCGGGCACCUGUCAAAAGCUAAACAGGUUGACUUGGCUAACGCGUGCUAGCUGGCUCGUUGGCCCCCGCUCAGGUUCGCUACCUGGAGCCAUGUCGUCCCCCUCCUCCGCCUCGCGGCGCCAGUGGUGCUACCUGUGCGACCUGCCGAAGAUGCCCUGGACUGUGGUGUGGGACUUCAGCGAGGUGGUCUGCCGCGGCUGCGUGAACUACGAGGGCGCGAAUCAGAUCGAGUUCCUGAUCGCGAGCGCCCGACAGCUGAAACGAACGCACGGGAUGCAGGACGGCAGCGUCCGGUCGCCCGGCCCCUCGCCCGGCAAGCACGGCGCGACCGGCAGGGGAGACGCAGCGGCGGACGGCGGCAGGCCGCACGCCGACCGCUUCGACAGGGGCGCAAGGGGGGAAAGCGCCGGGUCAGCUGCUCGCGUGCCGCCCAACGGGCUGCACCGUGACGGCCAGCCGCCUCCUGAGGUGAACCGUCAGAGCCCCAGCGGCAGCCGGAGACCCAUGCUCGGCGCCGCCAUCCCCCCCAGUCUAGUGACCCAAGGUAUCGCAGGGAUUCCCCACGGGCUUCUUGCGGGCAUGCCGGCGGGUCUAACCGCCAGGACAGCCCCUAUGAGCAGCCCCAUGAUCUUCCCUGCGCCAGUGCUGGCCGAGAUGAGCCGCAGGCAUCUGGGGAUGGGAAUGGGGAUAGCCCCUUUCAUCACUCCGGAGCUGGAGCGAGAGCUCAGCUCGUCCCAGAACCAGCAGAAGUUACAGACGCAGGUCCACACGGCUCUGGCCGGAAGCAGCUCCAGCAAAAGUACGGGCCUCCCUUCCUCGUCCUCCACCACGGCGGGAGGUGUGAGCCAGACGAGCCCCAAGCCCGCCUCAUCUCCAGCCAGGCAGCCCCGCCCCCUGGCCGCGAGGUCCGGAGGGGAGCCGCUGGGGUCCAGCUCCUCGGCGGAGGCGGCCACCACGGCUGCAGCGUUACCCCACAGUGGAGCCUCUGAGCUGGGGUCGGCGUCCACCAGCAACAGCCAGUCAACAGGAAACACUCUGUCCUGCACCUUGUGCCACGAGAGGCUGGAGGACACGCACUUUGUUCAGUGUCCAUCGGUGCCAGGGCAUAGGUUCUGCUUCCCAUGCACCAGGGUGUACAUCCAGAGUCGGCGAGGAGAUGGGGAGGUGUACUGCCCCAGUGGAGAGCGCUGUCCAUUGGAUAACUCUCCCAACAGUCCCCCUUGGGCCUUCAUGCAGGGAGAGGUGUCCACCAUACUGGGCACCGCCGGAGCGGGAGCAGCGGCUGCCGCAUCCGGAGCCGGGUCGGGGCCCACUGCCGCUACGUCUGGGGCCGGGAGUGGCGCUGCCAGCGGAGCCGGGUCUGGCAGUGGAGACGUCGCUGUCAAGAAAGAGAGAGAGAUGUGAUGGUGAUUUCCAUGGAAAACCAAGACCCAACAGAGCAACAGGCAGAGUCGAAUCAUAUACCAAAAGGAAAAGUCUGCACUGGUCCGCCAAGAGAUCCUGAACAGUGGCAACACAGCGACCCUGAGUUAAAAAAAAAACUCCAUUACACAGGUCUCAACUCCACCGACUCACCACCCAGUUUUAUCAACAUUAUCAGACUUUCCACGUAUCUGACUGAAGUUGCGAAGACUGCCUUCACAAAUUGUUAGCAUCAAGUUUUUUGUUCUCUCAUUAACAAAGGUUGACAACUUUUAAAUCAAAUUCAGCCAUUCCGAUAUUAUGAGAAUGGCAAAUCAAAUUCCUUUAAAUUCCCCAGUGCAUCCCUUUGCAUCCAGAGGUCACCCUCACCAAUGCUGAGAAAACAAUCCUGUGUCAAAUGCUCAUUUCAGAGGUCUUGGUGAAAUGUCACCACGACUUUACCAAGGCGGUGAAUGUGUAACUGAGUGUUUCAAAUAAAAUGGCCACCGUAAUGUGCUGUUGGAAUCUGAUAUUCAGGGCCUGUUAACAGCUGAACAGGGGGUACUUCUGUGGACGUAACGGCAGCUGUGCCAGUUGAAACAACUGGCCGUGCCCACAUUAGCACCGGCAGCGAGCUACUGUAAGCAGCUGGGAACAAAUAGCCUGAGGCAGCAGGUGGACCACACCAGCUUUCAGCAAGAUUGUCUCACUUUUUCUACGAAAACAAAAAAUCAGCGAGAUGCACUUUUAAGAAGCACAAAUUGUCAACAGGACUACAGCGGCGCUAACAGCUGAUAUCUCUUUGUAGCCAUUUAGUUCGCUGACUCUCUAGCUUAGCGUUGCCAGAUGUUGCCCUUUAACAGAUGCAAGCACACCACUGGACACUAUCAGUGUGACGCAUUCGCACCGUGUGGAAAUGGUUUGUUUGGUUUAGGUGAGGGUGUGCGCCUGAGUAGAGCGUCCAUGCUGUUCUGUUCACACCGCUUCAAUUCGGACAUGAGACAAGGUUUGCACUUUGUCCUUUUGAAAAUGUGCUUUCUCGCAUGCAGCUCCUCCGGGUAAUGCCCAGAAAAGUUCAGGGUUGCGGUGAUUGUGGCUUUCGGUUUUAUUUAUUAAAGGUAGCUAGCAUAAGUGCUGCUCAUAGCUUGUUGGGCGACCUAACAUCAUAUUACCUUUUCUCGAACUUGCAGAAAGCAGCCCGUGUCUGUUGUUAACGGUACGCUUGAUAUUGUGUUUGCACGGUAAAGCACAAGCGCUUGCUUCCACGGUUCCAACACAAGCAUUGAAAUGCGGUCGGCACGGUUGUUAUUGCUUCUAUUCCUCGUUGAGGAACAAACUGACCGUCAAACUUGCCGACUGUUCGCAGUUGUCAAAACAAGUCGGAAAUGAACUGUCUCAGAUGAAACAACACUUUUUCAACAUUUGUACUUUCUACAAAUACAAUUCACACGAACAACAAACAUGAAAUUCAAAGUUAGGAUGACAACGUGCACCUUAUGUUUGAAACGCAGAUGAAUUAUUCUAUGACUGAAUCCAUGUCCUGGUGCGCAAUCAUUUUUUAUUUUCAAACAAAUGGAUAAAAAUCUCCACUUCAGUACUUGCACAUGCAAACCAACUCGAGACGUGGACAGAAAAGCCAGUAGUGACAUUUCUUUGUGAUUUGUUUUUUCAUCCACUUUUGAUUGAAGCUGACUUUGAACCAGUGAAACGAGCAAUUCAUCUUUGAGAGCGUCGACCAGCGACACAAACUCUGUGUUUAAAUGUUGCUUUCGUAUAAGAUCCAGCCCAGCCUACGCUUCACCCCGAAUGUAUAUGAAGAUAUCUAUUGAUAGCCGUAGGACUAUAUUUUAUACUAGAAUGGUAACUGUUAUAUACUGUAUAGAGCUAUAAUAGUAUGUAUGUGCAAUCAUUAGUCAUAGUAUAUGCAACAGUUUGGAAUAUGUCAUUAAAAGAAAUGAUCGCAAAUCAAAUCUUAAAACCUUUUGUUUUCUAAAGGGAGAACCCACCUGAAGUCUGUCAUCCAGAAAGGUUGAAUAUGUCAAUUGAAUGUUGAAUGUGUUUCAAUGUAAACUGUGACACUUCUAUCGAAUGAUUAUUAUUAUUAUACAUUAUUAGUACAUUUCUGGUUUUGAUAUAAUCAGCAUUGCAAUGAAAUCUCUCAAUCUUACACGAUUUAGUUGAGUUUGCUUUCCAUUCAAAGUCAAUGCAACAAAUCGAUAGACAGUACAUCUAGUCCUGUGUCACAUUCAAAAUCAUCUGGCAGUUUCAUAAACGUGAAGGGAUUUCAUGUCCCUAAAUUGAACACACCCAUAUGUUAGAAUUGAUUAGCAUUCAGGUGGUUUCUCUCUUUAUGUGCAGUAUGUACUCGUCCGUACAGAAGCACAGACAAACCAAAGGUAAUUUUAUGUCCAAUGUUUUAUGGAAAAAACAUAUAUAUUGCUAUAUUCUCAACCAGAUUUCUUCAACAAGCCGUUACAGUUUACAGGCCUGUGGUGAGGUCCACUGUACUUUUAGGAUUUUAUACAUAAAAAGUCUAUAGUAUUCAGCAGAUACUUGUAUAGGCCUUCUACACGGAGAUAAUAUUCCACAAACCAGGUUGUUGCUUUUGUAGAGAAUUGUCUUUGAAGAAGUGGAAUUUGAGUUUAAUAUGCACUGAUACAUCAUGCAAUCCCUUGUUAAGUGCCUUUUUCAAAUGUUUACCGUCUGUUUGUGUCUGGGAACCUCAGGGGAAGUAGGAGUGCAAUGGCUUUUUUUUUAUUAUCCCGUCAAUAAUUAACCCGAAUCUUGUUUCCCUUCAUCCGCCAUCAGACGGCUUUGGCUUUUAUCUGAGGCCUUUGUAAAAGUUGCUCGGCCAUUCGUGGUUUGGAUAUGGUCUCUCUGCCUCUCCGUCUCUCUCUCUCUGUUGAGUUUCUUUUCAGUUGUGUAUUUUUUUUUUUAGAUCUGUUGGUUUUAUUGUAGCUUCCUGUACACAAUAGAAACCAGGAUUAAAUGGGAUGGAAACUUAA
Molecule: messenger RNA, 4635 nt
Organism: Scophthalmus maximus (turbot)
Lineage: Eukaryota; Metazoa; Chordata; Actinopteri; Pleuronectiformes; Scophthalmidae
Gene: irf2bp1
Product: interferon regulatory factor 2 binding protein 1
Exons: 3
Coding region: 320-1633 (437 amino acids)
Biological process (GO): regulation of transcription by RNA polymerase II
Cellular component (GO): nucleus
Molecular function (GO): transcription corepressor activity
Source: RefSeq, a predicted model, not a curated record